ACGCUGAACGCCAUCUAGCUUCAGUUUGUUUCUGACUGAACGUCCACACGCACAGGUGUACCAUUCCUCCUCUCCUCUCGACGCAACUCGGCAACGAAAAGGCACUUCCUAUCUCUCCACCGCAUUAACAACACAACAGAGGCCACGGAUAAAUGAAAUGCCUGUUUGGGCUGCUUCUGAAUUACUUGAUUGGCACAAGCACAGAACGAGAUGAUGAAUAUGAUUAGUGACUGCUGAUGCUGAAUUGCUGAGCCCAGUAUUGAAGCGUCGUCUGAGUGAGAAUGGCGUUGCAGUCAUUGAGCUUUCGCUCAGGAGGUCUUCGCUCGUGCUCCCGCUCACGUUUUUCCAGUUUGAGCGACUUCGCUCGUCGCUCUGAGCGCCGAACUCUGCUUAGAUGAUCUUGAAAUGGUCGGGAUGCUGGCCUUGUCUUUGCUGAUUGCCCAGGCUGCCGCCAAGGGAGGCUUUUCAGAAUAUGGCGUCGUGCGAAACGAGUCUUCUGGAUCAACUUUAUCUCACGGAGAGAAGUUAACCUUCGAUUGCAUUAAUUCAUACCAGCCGGCUCAUGGAUUGAUCACCUCCAUUUGCAAUAACGGAACGUGGAAUGUCAUUCCUCGAUGCGAACCAGACCACAUGAUUACAGCCCCUAAAGGAAAUUGUGACAUGCCGGAAAUACCGAACGGAAUGUUCGUUCAAAUUGAUGGAAGGAACGUGACCAAUAACCAAACCUACGUCGUUGGAACUGAAAUCUUUUAUAAAUGUACUGAUCCUAAUAAACGACUAAUCGAUAACUCAGAUUUAGAAGUGGAGCAUUCACGUCGUGUCUGCGAUACGGCAACACGAAGCUGGAAAGGAAGUCUGUUAAAAUGCGAGGCAACGUGUGGAUCCUUGGUCGACCAGCUCUUCCGGCUUACGCUGAAUGCAGAUGAUGAACAAGAAUUACGUAACGUCACGUUCAACGAAACAGUUUUAGUCGGUGAACGCUACAAAGUUGGGACCAACGCAUUAGUAUAUUGCAAUUUAACGGUGUUCGGACCAAAUUAUUGGUCAACAACAUUUUCAACAAUUUUUGUUGAAUUGAAUUCAACAGAAAAUGUUGUUCACCCAACGGCCGCUUCGAAUAUUGGCAUAAUGGCGGUUUGCCAAUCUAACGGGACGUGGGCGGGAGUUUCUAUUCCUAUUUGUGGUACGGAUAUCUCAAUCGGACUUCUCCCGAUGUUAGCAACCACAACAGCAAUAAUGAAAACAGCAACGAUGCACAAGGAAUGCGGGCUGAACUACUUCGUCAAAUCGGACGGCAAAGUUUCUAUUCGUUGGACGAGACUCCCGCUAGUGGCGACCGCGGAUACGCUACGAUUCACCGACCAGGAACACUUAGGAGACAGUCGGCCUUGAUUGUUCACUAUGGAAAAGACAGACCUACCAGUCAAUAUGGCAAGCUGGGUUAGUAAUAUUCAAUUCUGCCAUUACCGUUCCAAGUUAUAAACUAAUCAAACUGAACUAAAAACAUGUUAAACAAACGUGAGUGCUGCUUGUGAGGAAAGUUGCCGGUAAACAACGAAAGAAAAAAGAACACGCACGUAGCACAGACAUUUUAAUCGAAUUUGUGGAAUAUCUAUUUUACAUCGAUAAAGUACGACGUGGCAGAUUUCCUGCGCACAGGCUACGAAAUAGAUUUUGUUCUUGCAACCAUAUGCCUUUUCCAUGGUGCCUUUGAUAAUUGGCUUGUAAACAGAGACGGUUUCUAUUUCUUGAUCCACAAACGACCUCGUAUGACGUCAUCGAAUAAAACUAAUCAUUAUAAAAGA
This is a messenger RNA of Daphnia magna, 1805 nucleotides long. RefSeq lists its product as uncharacterized. NCBI's taxonomy places the organism in Eukaryota, Metazoa, Arthropoda, Branchiopoda, Diplostraca, Daphniidae. The record is from RefSeq and is a predicted model, not a curated record. The transcript is spliced from 8 exons. Bases 406 to 1392 code for a protein of 328 amino acids.